UUUGAUAAGAUCAUCUUUAAAAUGUCUCCACAUGUCCUAAUUCUCAUAGGACUUGAUUUAGGGUAUAACAUUUGUUCCCCAAUGAAAAAGUUUGAGGGUAACAAAAACUUAUUGAGUCACAUCUUCACAUUGGUUUUUGCUAUUUGUAACUUGACUCUAAAUUGUGCAUAGCUUUUUCAUAUCUUUGCUUUUAAAAGGUUCCAUCUUUUUAUGGCAAAGAUUUUGUGACCAUAAUUGUCUCGUUAAAAACCUUAGUUAAUAAAAAUCUUGUGGGAUAAAAAAUUAGCUUAAAAAAAAAAGAAUACAGUACAAGUUUUUUCUUUGUAUUCACAACUUUUGGUAUGCUUUUUGUCGAUCUUUCAUAUGCUGCGUAGGUGCCGUGAUUUCUUUAUUUGUAUUUUCUUCCAGAUUUCUUUGCUGGUGUAGGCAUAUUUCCUUUGCAGGUUCUUUGACACGUGUCCCCCUUUUAUUUGUGACCUUGUAUUGGUGAUUUGCAAUUCUUGCCUCCACGGGGGUUGGUGAGAUUUUGGCAUUUAAUGCUGAAUUUUGAAAUGCAAUUUUGAUGAGGUAUUUUUUGUGAUUUUUUUGCCGAUCUCGAAUCUUCUACCCCUUUCUUUAUUAUAUUCUUCUGAUCCCUCCAUCUUUUCUUUUCUUUGCUUGCCUUGUUCUUUGUUUCGGUCCUUUCUUCUUCCACUUUAUCUUUCUGCGUUUUCUUUUCUUUUUUAUUUUAUUUCUAUUUUGGUUUCUCCAGUUUCCUCUUUUUCCUCUCCGAUGUAGCCUCCUUCUUUCUUUUCGCUUUCUUGCUCUUCCUUAGUCUUU
Molecule: messenger RNA, 819 nt
Organism: Rubroshorea leprosula
Lineage: Eukaryota; Viridiplantae; Streptophyta; Magnoliopsida; Malvales; Dipterocarpaceae
Source: the annotation of a GenBank genome assembly